CAAGUACAGUUUACGUUUCCAUAAUACAGCUGUCGUGUUCGAAGUCAGGAACCUUAUUUUACCAGAGGAAUUACUGCUCAAUUUCAUCACCUGAUGUAAAUGAUUUCCCGUAGAAUCAAGCUGUAAAACUGGAGUUACAUGUAUCAGGAAGACCACACCUCUGGAAACAAAAGACCACAUUCCAUCGAAGCAUUCCUUUUCUCAUCGUCAUCAUUCUGCAUCUAUCUAUCAACUCCUCCUGCUCAUAACAUCUCAAAGAAGACGUUCGAUCCAGUCAACUACGACAUAAAACCUAGAAGGAUUCACUUCUUGCCAAGCCAGCUACCAGAUGAACUGAUGUCAUGAGAUGAUAGGAUCACCCAUUCCUUCACUCCGUGUGAAAUCUUCUUUUAUCCGCUCAUCUUCCGACCUGCCCCCUUCUUUCUCCUUAAGCCGCCGUUCUUCAAAUACCAAUUCAUCGGCAAACAUCUUCAGGGUUGCUUGAGGGAGAGAGAAAGGGAGAGAGAUAUUGGAUGCUCCUACAUCGCUGUAAUUAAUGUACAUGUACAUCAAGUGAGUAGAUGGGAUCAGCUGAGUAGGUGUCUAGCGAGGGGGCUGUUUAACCCUGUCAGUGCCGUAGCGGGAAAUACGACGUGGAAAGCAGAUGGUGUAUUUGGUUUGUGGAUGUCAAAGGGUUACCCUCGAGCUUGGAGGGGAAUUGAGAAUUCAUGAAAGAGGAUGCUCGCUCGUUUGAUCGUUUCCGUUGGAUGGUGAAUAUUUAUAGCGGUGAAUGCUGAAUAUUCAUGACAUGAAUAAUGAAUAUUCAUAGUGAUUGAUGAUGAUGAAUAUUUCUUUUUGAUGAAUAUUCAUGAGAUGAUCAACAAGACGGAUGCCCAUCCAUUUUGAAGUGUUUCUCGAGUGUUGGAAAGGCUGCAUUGAAGUGACCUUUAUUUGCUCGUUUACCCAGAAUUUUUUUUUUUCCUUUUCCCCUCUCUCUCCAUGAGGGGAAAUCAAAGUGUAUUGUACACACAUUAAGGAAUCACUACACAUGUGGAUUUAAUAUGACAGCACAUAUUUUACUUUAUAGAGAUCUGUUGUUUGAUUCCUUCAUGCUCUCCCUGUUUUCUUCAUCUUUGGAGCUUUUUAUAGCCAAAAUGGAGAGAUUCAAAUCUCAUUCCUGCUAAUUUGGAAACUAGAAAUUCAAAACAUAGAAACUAUAAACUAUCACAUAAACUAUCAUAGCUAUCCGAGAACGGUAAAGCCCAACCAGACAAUAUGACGGAGUCGUCGACCCCCGCCCCGGCCCCGCGCAACCCCAUCAUCCUAUGCAGGACAUGCGGACAGCGCCACCAGCUCCACGACAACCACGUCUACGACUACUGCGACAUCGUGGACGAGGAGUUGACCUGUAAUAUAUGCCUUCAGCCCCUUGUUAACCCUAUGGAUACAAUGUGUGGACAUACGUUCUGUAUGCGCUGUCUUAGGAGCGUACUGAACUUGCAUAAAUUCUGUCCGAUCGAUAGAAGACCUUUGACGCAGCAGGAUUGUAGGGCGUCAAGUCUUAUCGUCAGAAGGAUGUUGGACCGGCUCAUAGUACUAUGCCCAAACACAGACUUCUGUACAUCCAAGCUACCACGGAGUGAAUUAGAACCUCACUUACAAAAUAGAUGCCCUGGAAGAAUAGUUGGUCCAGGAGCCCCAAUUCGACAUGGUCAACUAACAUCUAUAGAAAUCAAUCGAAAGCCUAACAGAGAUCUAGGAAUAUACUUUGUAGGUGGAAAUGAAACUCCACUUAUUGGUGUUGUCGUGCAAGAGGUUAUACCAGGUGAAGUGGUAGCAGAAGAUGCAAGGAUACUACCAGGGGAUCAAAUAGUACAGGUGAAUAGUAGAGAUUUGCGUGACAUUCCACACAGCAUAGCGAGAGAGGCUCUGUGUUCUGCAGAGACCCCCCUCAGACUGACGAUAUACCGUGAGAAGCAGGAAUCCAAAGCCCCUGUCUUUACCACAACGGUCCUUCAGGUCUCCCUCACCAAGGUGACAGGGGUUCCACUAGGCAUCAAGAUAGCCGCUAAACAGAGUGAGCAAGGAAUAUACAUCAUGGAGGUGUUGGAGAGCAGUUUAGCAAGGAGAGAUGGGAGGUUAAAGGCAGAUGACAGAGUACUACAGAUCAAUGGAUUCAAUGUAGAAGAUGAAAUGCCUGAAAGAGUAGCUAGAAUUAUACGGGACUGUGGCGAUCGUGUCGAGAUGGUUGUAUCACGACAGGUGCAGGUCACGACCCCUGAGGUCAUCCAAGUACCCCCAGCAGAGCUUCCUACAGAACCUUUCACUCUACUAAGACACGCACUUGCUCCGAAGGUGCGGGCAGAGAAAACCGUCAACAUCAAAAAGGGUAACAAGGAGUGCAUGGGCAUCAGUGUGAGCGGUGGAAAGGGACAAAGGAAGGGUGAUGUUCCCAUCUUCAUCACAGGCAUACAGGCAGACGGGUGUGUAGCAAGACAUGGUCAACUCAAGAAAGGAGACAUCCUCCUCAGUGUGAAUGGUACCAGCCUUCUAGAUCUCCCUCACACAGAAGCAGUGAAGGUGCUCAAGGAGUCUGCCAACGCGAGGUCGUUGACGCUAAGGGUCAUAGAGGGGGACACAGACCCAGAUAAUGAAACGCAUGGAUACAUUCCCUCCUGGCUAACAUGGCUGUCCCUACCCGAGUGCUGUCGGCAAUCCCACCAGAUCACCCUAGAGAAGGUCCCCAAUGCUAGCCUGGGCUUCAGCAUAGUAGGCGGCAAUGACUCCACACACGGUGCUCAACCUAUCUACGUCAAGACGGUCGUCAGUGAUAGUAUAGCAGCGAAAAGUGGAUUAUUGAAAUGCGGUGACAUCAUCGAGUCCGUCAACUCCGUCUCAUUGGUUGAUAUCUCACAUAAAGAAGCCGUCACCUUACUCAAGAACAUACCACAGAGGGCGCAAUUCACUAUCGUUUCGUGGCCCGGUACCAUUGUAUAACCGUUGCUCUCCAAUCCUCGCAUGAUGGGGAUUGAAAUUUGUGUGAAACAUUCGUGAUGACGACACCUCUGAAAAAUAUUUGAAACCCUUUGUGACUUGUGAAUGACAUCAAGGUGCAACUCACAGACCUUUAAUAGCAAGGGACGAUCUCAGAAGUGGCACCGAUGUACGUGAUGAUGAUACCAAUGCAGUAGAACCAGAAACAAUCGUGAAAUGAACCUUCAUAAAUGUUGAGUGACAUCAGAGUGCAAGCCACCAUUAUGUCAUGGCCCGUCACCAUCUUAGAAGUGGCACCAUUGUGGACAGUCUUAGAGGUGGCACCAUUGUACGUGAUGACAAUGAUGAUACGGUCAACCAAGAAACUUUAGUGACAUGAAACCUUCAUGAAUUCGUGACAUCAAAGCACAAGCCACCAUCGCGUUGUAGCCCGGCACCAUCGUAUAGCCUCCAUGCUCCAAUCCUCAAUGGACGAGGAUUUCAGGAUUGGAAUUCUUAUAUUAUGCACGUUCUCUUUGUCAGGGGUUUUUAUUUGCGGGAUUUAAGAAUUGGUGUAGGGUCACGAAUCAGGUGGCAAAACAUUCAAAAACAUGCAUCUUAUGUAUCUUGUUUUAAUUAUCGCAGAAAAGAAGAACUUGCAAAAAUGUAAGCGUCCUUCGUGUCCUUAAAAAUAUUGGUAAGGGGAAGAUAUAUAUUGCAUUUAGCAGUAGUAUGGAAGAUGGUCGAAGCUGAUAUAAAUUAUUUAAUUUCAUCUGUGAAAAGCAAGAAAAGGAAGAAUUUACUCGGUAAAGGAAUUGAUUUGUCAUUAGUGCUACAAAGGAAUUCACUUCACCACUCAUGUAUUUAUGUGUCAUGCAUAAUUUAUAUUCAAUUCAGUCCCUACAAAUUGCUCCUAAAUACUUAAGUAUGUGGUGUCUUACUCUGUAUGUCUUAAUAGAUAUUUUACAAAUUAUUGGACAGGUGAAAAACUUGCCUAAGGCCUGCCCGGCAUGGCAGCAUUUAAUUACAUGGAAUGUCAUGUAUAAAUUCCAAAAGAAUUGAAUGAUUUAUCAACCCAGCUUCUUUCAAAGCUAAACGAGCAUUAUGUUAUAUACUUUAACAAUGAGUUAAUGUAUUUCUAGCAAUGAACACAUAUUGUAUCCUGUUAUUGGAAUAUAUACCGAUAAAAUGAACAUUUGUCUCGAACAUAGUAGCAAUAUUUUAAUGUGCAGGUGGCGCGUAUUGCUCUUUUGUAUUUCGGAAAUUCCUAUUUGUUUGCAAACUGUUCUGUUCAGUUGUGCUUAAAAAUGCAUAUUUUGUUGUCAUUUGGUGUAUUUCUGCUUACAUUUAUACCCUGUACGCCAAAUGGUGGUAUUUAAACAUUUCUUUUGCAUACA
Molecule: messenger RNA, 4349 nt
Organism: Strongylocentrotus purpuratus (purple sea urchin)
Lineage: Eukaryota; Metazoa; Echinodermata; Echinoidea; Camarodonta; Strongylocentrotidae
Product: E3 ubiquitin-protein ligase LNX
Exons: 13
Coding region: 1255-2976 (573 amino acids)
Molecular function (GO): protein binding
Source: RefSeq, a predicted model, not a curated record